CAUGUGAGCCUGGUCUUCAGCCGAAGGAAGACGCUUUUGGAGUGGGGGGAAAACAUCCCAGCUUUGGCAGCCGUUGUGAUGUCCACCUACAAGCGGGCCACUCUGGACGAAGAGGAGCUGGUGGACUCCCUGGAGGGAGAGAUCUACUCCAAUGGGAUCCAGGUGAACUUCCGCGGGCCAGGGGCCAGGAAGGGCUGCUGGGCGCAGCGGCCGAGCCCAGAGAAGCGCCUCCUGAUCCUGACCCUUAUCCUGUUCUUGGGUCUGUUGGCCUGUCUGUCUGUCCUGCUCUUCCAGUACCAGACGCAGCCCUGCCUGACUCAGACCUGCAUCUCGGUGACCAGCUCCAUCCUCAGCUCGCUGGAUCAAGGCGUGGACCCCUGCGAGGACUUCUUUCGCUACGCCUGCGGCGGCUGGAUCAAGAGCAACCCGAUCCCCGACGGCCACUCCCGCUGGGGGAUCUUCAACAAGCUUUGGGAACACAACCAGGCCGCCCUCAAGAGCCUCCUGGAGAACACCACGGCCCCCUCGUCGCUGAGCGAGGCCGAACGCAAAGUGCAGCGUUAUUACCAGUCCUGCAUGAACGAGAGCCGAAUAGAGGAGCUGCAGGCCAAACCGCUGAUGGAUCAGAUCCAGAAGCUCGGAGGCUGGAAUCUCAGCGCCCCCGCUGGAGAGGGCAGCUUUAACCAGCUGCUGCUGGCUGUGGUGGCCCACUACCACCUGAGCCCCUUCUUCUCCAUCUCUGUCAGCGUCGACUCCAAGAAUUCCAGCACUAACAUCAUUCAGAUUGACCAGUCGGGACUGGGAAUGCCCUCCAGGGACUACUACCUCAACAAAACCCAGAACGAGAAAUUCCUGGCGGCUUACCUGAACUUCAUGGUUCAGCUUGGCAUGUUGGUCAGCGGGGAGGAGGAGGCCACGAUCCGGCCACAGAUGCAGGAGAUCUUGGACUUCGAGACCACCUUGGCCAACAUCACCACCCCGCAGGAGAAGCUCCGAGAUGAGGAAGUGAUCUACCACAAAAUGGCUGCCGGGGAGCUCAAGGAGGUGGCUCCAGCCAUCGAGUGGCUGCCCUUGCUGAAGGAAUUCUUCGACCCGGUCGAGAUCAACGAAUCGGAACCGGUAGUGGUCUACGCCAAGGAGUAUCUCCAUCGUGUCUCCCUGCUCAUCCAGAGCACGGACAAGAGGGUGUUGCGUAACUACAUGAUUUGGCACCUGGUGAGGAAAGGAGCGAAUUUCUUGGACCAGCGGUUUCGAGACGCGGAGCAGAAGUUCGUGGAAGUCAUCUACGGAUCGAAGAAGGCCUGCGUGCCGCGUUGGAAGCACUGCAUCGUCGACACAGAUAACAGCCUGGGUUUCGUCUUGGGCGCCAUGUUUGUGAGGACCAACUUUGCCGAAGACAGCCGGGCCGUCGCCGAGGAGAUGAUCCUGGAGAUUAAAAUGGCGCUGGAGGAAAGCCUGGCCAGCCUUGGGUGGAUGGACGAGGAGACCCGGCGGUCAGCCAGGGAGAAGGCUGACGCCAUCUAUGACAUGAUUGGCUACCCAAAGUUCAUCCUGGACCCCAAAGAGCUGGACAAAGUCUUCCACGACUACGACCCCGUGUCUGACCUGUACUAUGAGAACGUCAUGCAGUUCUCCAACUUCUCCGCCCGGGUGGCGGCUGACCAACUUCGCAAGCCUCCGAACCGCGACCAGUGGAGUAUGACCCCGCCGACGGUGAACGCUUAUUACUCCCCCACCAAGAACGAGGUCAUCUUCCCCGCGGGAAUUCUGCAGUCUCCAUUCUACACGCGGAACCACCCCAAGGCUGUCAAUUUUGGGGGGAUUGGUGUCAUGGUGGGCCACGAGCUGACGCACGCCUUUGACGAUCAAGGACGCGAGUACGACAAAGACGGCAACCUCCGUCCCUGGUGGAAAAACUCCUCAGUGGAGGCCUUCAAGGAGCACACCCAGUGCCUGAUGGAGCAGUACGGCAACUACUCCGUCAACGGAGAAGCUGUGAAUGGGAAGCACACUCUGGGGGAGAACAUUGCGGACAACGGGGGACUGAAGGCCGCCUACCGGGCCUAUCGGAACUGGGUGAAGAAGAAUGGGGAGGAGGCAUCUCUGCCGGCCCUUGGCCUCACCAACGACCAGCUUUUCUUCGUUUCCUUUGCCCAGGUCUGGUGUUCCGUCCGCACGCCGGAGAGCUCCCACGAAGGACUUGUCACUGACCCCCACAGCCCUUCCCGCUUCCGGGUCAUCGGGACGGUUUCCAACUCCAGGGCCUUUGCCAAGCACUUCCAGUGCAGGCCCGGUUCGCCUAUGAACCCCCUGCAGAAAUGUGAAGUUUGGUGAGUUUUCUCCCCGCAGGAGGAAGGAAAAACAAACAAACCCCAAAACGGGGUGCCCACACAGGACCGCUUAACAUGCCACUUCCUCCGUGUUAAAAGACAAAAGGGAGGCUGCCCCUUUCGGGGCUCCCUGGAAAAAACAAAAACCUCCCCACGCUCUUCGCUGCAAAGGGACUCCAGAAGGACCCCCCCCCCUUUGCGUGGCGUCCACUCGCCACCGAAACCUUCCCACCGCAUCUCCCGUGGACGGAGGCGAAGCUUCGUCGGUGCACUGACGCUUCCUUCCCUGAGCCAACUUUCCAAUCGCUUGCCACUUUUCCAAAGGGUUAAACUGAUACCAGGGGGGGACACACAGAAUCUUCUUCUUUUUUAAAAAAAUAAAAAAUAAAGACAUUGUUUUUACAACCUUGCAGAACACUGGAAAAAAACAAAUUCGGAGAGGUUGCGGGGCGGGGAAAUGUAUGGGACGUUUAAAAUGUUAGGAUUAUCUUGGUCUCGACUCUCUCGCUCUUUCUCUCUCUCGCUUUUCCAAACGAACAGAUAGGGAAAAGCCUUUCUUUUUUUUUUAGUCGAUGCGUAUUCCUCCACCCUUGGAGAGGGAAAUGGGGCCGGGGUCUCCCUGAGUUGGUGAGACGCCCUUCUGGCUUCAGGACCCCGGGAUCUGCCCCGGGUCCCUUACCAGGCAUUUGGUGUCGGGCGUGGGGUUGUGUCCUCAGAAGCUGACCUGUUCUCUCCAUUGAGCGUUUCUGUUUCGAAUUAAAGAGAAGGGAUGAGAGUUAAGCAGGGGCCGCACUGAGGGUGCCCCUCCCCAUCCAAAAGCGGGGGCCCUCAGCCCCAGGGUUGCCUGGGCUGAGUUAGGAGGGGGGCUCUGGGCUCCUGGGCACAGGAAGAUGUCGCCAAAAAGCAGGCACCGAGCGAAGCCUCUCCUUCUGGGCUCCUUGGCAGAAGAGGGGGUGUGGGGUUAACCUGAGAAGUUUUUUAUCCCCUGAUGUCAAGGAGAGGUAGGUGUGAAGUCCUGUGCCCGUUUUAAUGCCAGCAAAGCUUUCCUGCCACCAGCCCUCCUCGUCCAAAGCUUUGACAGCUUCUAUGCAGAACCUGGCAAUUAAAACUCCCCAAACUACUUACGGGGUUAUUUGUUCAGCGCCCCUGAAGGUGUUUCGCGAGGGAUCCAGGGAUCUCUUCCGAUCAGCCUUUUCCCAAGAAAUGGGUCCCCCGUGUAGCUCCAUCGUGAAGUCCAAUCAAGUGAGGAGAAAGUUGGUUCUGGAUGGAUCUUGCCUUCCUUCCCCCAGGGGAGGGUUGUUGUUGUGUGUUUUUUGGCUGGAGUGGGAAAGCCGAUGGUUUUAAGGGUUCCUCCGGUGGGAAUAUGUGGGGUUUUUCCCGCUGUUGUUCCUCCUGCACGAAGCCGAAAUGGUAUCCAGAUGUGCAAUCCGCUUUCGGUAAUUGGAUCUCCCGGGAAAGGCUGCCAAUGGCUUCCAGAUGUGCCCCUUGUGGUUUUGAAGGGAUGGAAUUGGUGUGGGUGUGUUUUGUCAAGGCGGCUCUUCUGCCCCGUGGCCCUAGGAAAGGAAUGUCCCCCCCCCUCACCCUUUCGCCCCUCCAUAAAUUCUCCGGGGUGCCGCGAAUUGAUCCUUCUGAGAUAGGGGAGAAAAAAAAGAUCUGCGAGGAAUCUGCACUACCCCAACUCUGAAUGGAUCUUCUGCUCGGCCAGUUUGUUCUUUUUUUAAACUCUUCCUGCCUUUAGGAAGGACUGUUAGUUUGGAAAUAAACGCCUUUUUACCACG
This is a messenger RNA of Notechis scutatus (mainland tiger snake), 4108 nucleotides long. It is a transcript of the gene ECE1, whose product is annotated as endothelin converting enzyme 1. Gene Ontology annotation, biological process: peptide hormone processing. Gene Ontology annotation, molecular function: metalloendopeptidase activity. The record is from RefSeq and is a predicted model, not a curated record. Gene Ontology annotation, cellular component: plasma membrane. Lineage: Eukaryota; Metazoa; Chordata; Lepidosauria; Squamata; Elapidae.